Messenger RNA from Penicillium chermesinum, 1452 nucleotides. RefSeq lists its product as uncharacterized. The record is from RefSeq and is a predicted model, not a curated record. Lineage: Eukaryota; Fungi; Ascomycota; Eurotiomycetes; Eurotiales; Aspergillaceae. Bases 1 to 1452 code for a protein of 483 amino acids. The transcript is spliced from 6 exons.
AUGUCUAAGAACCAGCCCACCAAAGUCGGAGAUGAUUCCCACUUCGCGUAUCAUAUCAGUCUUCUGAAUUUAAAGAAUCGUGAUGACGAGAACGAUAAAUCGGUCUCAGCGCCCAUCUUUACUGGACCCCUUCUGCGGCAACCGAACAUGUUACCGUCUCAAUUUGGGCUCCUAGCAGGACUGGAGGCGACACAGCACUCGGGGCUUAUCGAUUUGAAGCAUGAGCUCAUUAAGGAAGACCCUCGAGUCUUCUUCAAUGUAUCAUCUCCGUCGAGUACCUUCAUCUGUGGGUCUCAAGGAUCUGGCAAAAGCCAUACCCUUUCGUGCCUGCUUGAGGGCUGCUUGAUAAAGUCUAAGGCAGGAUGUCUCAAGAGUCCCCUCACAGCAGUGGUCUUCCACUACGAUACUUUUAUCUAUGACAAUGGGGGUUCGCCAUGUGAAGCGGCCUUCCUGGCCUCGCACUCUAGUAUCAAAGUCAGGGUUCUGUGCGCGCCGACAAACCUAAGAACAAUCCAGGGAACAUACGCAAGAUUGAGGAUUCCUGUUGAGCCUUUGCAAAUUGACCAGGCCGACCUGAACACCAAACGUAUGCUUGAUCUUAUGGCGGUAGGUCAAGAAAAAGGUGCAAUGCCGCUAUAUAUGCAUACUGUUCAGCGAAUUUUACGAGAGAUGCGUUUACUCCAGCAAGAGACUGGCUCCCAGCUUGAGCCUUUGAAACAAAGAUUAGACACCCUUGAAAGUUUCAUGCCUCGUCAGCAAGUUGGCUCAGGUGUUCCCAACGACAAAAAGGGGAAGAACGUGAAAAGCAAAGGAUCAUGCUGGACACUAGAGCCAUCUCUAUUAACCAUUGUGGAUCUCUCUUGUCCGUGUAUUUCUCCAGACACGGCCUGUUCGCUCUUCAACGUCUGUUUUGAAAUUUUCAUGGAGCAGAACACUCGAGUUGGAAGAGUGGUUGCGCUUGAUGAAGCACACAAGUACAUGAAAAGUUCUAUCGAAUCGCAGAACUUCACCAACACACUUCUAUCGACAGUUAGGCUGCAACGUCACUUAGGAGUCCGUGUGAUCAUCUCCACACAAGAACCUACAAUCUCGAGUGACUUGCUCAGCCUUUGCUCAGUCACUAUUGUUCACAAAUUCUCCUCACCCGCUUGGUUACGCGCGUUACAAGGCCAUGUAGCGGCAGCAGCUAUAGGCGUCAAGUCGGAGGGGCAAAGGCUCCCUGAGACUGAAGGCAGCCUGAAUCCUGAAUCCUCAGGUCAACUCUCCUUUUUCCAUCAAAUAGUCAAUUUGCGUGUGGGAGAAGCUCUGCUUUUUGCCCCAGGCGCGAUUCUUGCAACUAUAGCCAAAGACUCGGGUUCUUUGCAGCUGAAGAGCCUAGGGGCAGGCUACAUGAAAGUCCAAGUUCGACAAAGAUUAACUGAGGAUGGGGGAAAGAGCGUGCUAUCCUCUUGA